Molecule: messenger RNA, 2550 nt
Organism: Kwoniella shivajii
Lineage: Eukaryota; Fungi; Basidiomycota; Tremellomycetes; Tremellales; Cryptococcaceae
Exons: 12
Coding region: 1-2550 (849 amino acids)
Source: RefSeq, a predicted model, not a curated record
AUGGAUCGUUCACAACCUUCGCCUAGAAUUCCAUAUCGAGCUACAUCCACACCACCUAGAACACCAUUAAGUCUACCUGCCGUCCCUGCCUAUCGAGUAAAUACCAACCAAACACCUAACAGGGAUUAUCCAGAAUCUCCAACAGGUGGUAUACCCAGAAGACAUGAAGGCUUCUUGAAUUCUGACUCACCCAUAUUCCACUUGGGUCAACAGCAACAGCAAUCACCUCCAUCAAAACGAAGAUAUAUACCGAGAUAUUUCCGUUCACCUAAAAGAACUUUGGUUUAUCUCGUUUUCCUAGCUCUGAUAGGUUUGACCAUAAGGACAAUCGCAAAUGUUGGGCAUAAAGGCUUGGUGGGUGGAUUGAGGAAUAGCAAGUUUUCUUGGAUCGCACUUAGAAAUAGAAAUGGAAUACAAGAUCAAGAUGAAAUUGAAUAUGAUGAUGGUUUAUGUAGAUUCGUCUCACCUGUAGAAGCUUAUCAUCGUGACUUGAAAAGAUUGAGAUCAUUAUAUCCAGAUAAACUUCGUCAACAUCAAAGUCCAGCUCAAGGUCAACAUGAGGGGACAUUGCAUAAUUUAACACAAUCACACAUACAUCCAAAUAAACAUAUACAUCACACAUUCUCACCCACUGGACAUCUGAUAGUCUCGAAUGACAAAGAUGCACCUCACCCCAUACCAUUAUUAUUAAGUUUAGGUGAGAAACGAUGGGAAGAAUUAUUAUCAAGACAAAGUAGAACGUUAGAAGAAGCAGUUAAAGAAUAUACGAGAAGAUACGGUAGGAAACCACCUAUUGGUUUUGAUAAAUGGUGGGAAUUCGCUACUAGACACAAUUUGGUUCUACCAGAUGAAUAUGAUAGAAUCAAUUUGGAUUUAGCUCCUUUUUUCGCUUUACCUAAGAAAGAAAUGAAAAGGAGAAUGCAACUAGUUGAAGAUAUGGAAAAGACUUUUACUUUGAUCAUCGAAGAUGGCGAGAUUGAGAUUGAGAUAAAAGAUCCAGGAGGACUGAAAUGGGGAGGAACACUUCCCCGAGCACAUGAAACGUCCAACCUGCUCAAAGCUUUCUCCAAAUAUCUACCAAAUAUGAAAGCCACUUUUUCAAUAUUCGAUCAACCACAAAUAUACUUGUCAUGGGCUAGAAGAGGUUCAUUGAUAGAUUUAGGAUUAAGAGGGGAACAUACUACUCACCUAAAUGAAACGGAUGAUUCGGAAGUCAAAUUAAGUAGGAGUUGUGCACCAGGAACUAACUUUAGGAAAAAUAAGGAUUUCACGGAAGGGAAGUCAUUCAUUUAUGACAGUCUUGAAGCUGGAGAUCCUUGUCAAAAUCCAUACCUCAUCCCCCUGCAUGGACUGACUCUCGAGCCUCACGGACAUGAUUCCCUUCCUAAGCCUCACACUCAACUUUUGCCGUUAUUCAGUCUAGCCAAAACAUCUAUAAACUCGGAUAUACUGGUAACUCCACUAGAUCAGUUCCAUGAUGGACCAGGCAAAGACCCGAUCUGGGAAGAGAAAGAUAAUUCACAGCUUGUUUGGCGAGGAAGCCCGACAGGUAUAUCGAUGAUGAACCGUACUCUUCCAUGGCGACAAGCACAUCGAAUCCGAUUACACCAUUUCUCAUCCAACACUUCUUCAGACCCAGUGUCUUUCAUGAUUCCCGAUCUCGGUCAAACGCUGUCAGAAUCAGGACCGGAAGAACAGCUGGGCGAUGAGAGACAAUAUCAUGCUUCUGCCCAAUCGCCUAAAAAGGGGUUGAAUGAACCUCUAACAUCGGCAGAAGAUGAAUAUGCCACGGAUGAGAUCAUAAAAUUCUAUUAUGAUAUGAAACUUUCGGGUCAACCUAUACAAUGUUCGGAGAUGGAUGGGACUUGUGAAGAUAUGAAAAACGAAAUUCAAUGGGCAGGUCAUCAAGGAGCCGAGGAACUGAAUAAACAUAAGUUCCUCUUGGACAUAGAUGGAAACGGAUGGAGUGGUCGAUUUAGAAGACUAAUGAGUACCAAUUCAAUGGUGAUCAAGAUGACCAUGUUCACAGAAUGGUUUCAACCUCAUCUUAUACCAUGGUUCAUGUACGUUCCUGCGAAAUUAGACUUUUCAGAUUUGACAGAUAUCAUGGCUUUCUUCCGAGGUACACCUAAGCAUCCUGAGCUUGGAUUUGAUGAGACUGCAGCUGCUCUUGCUAGGAAUGGUCAAUGUUUCGUUCAACGUAUGUUUAGGAUGGAGGAUCUUCAAGCUUAUAUGAUGAGGCUCUUCCUAGAAUAUGCCAGAAUCGCUGCGGACGAAGACGUAGAUAUGGAUUUCUAUUUAUCUGAUUUAGAACACGCACCAUCGGACUGGACUGAACCUGAUCAAGUCGAAUUGGAAGAUGAUGAAAGUUUGGCGGAUUUCCCUCCCAAACCAUCUCAUAGAGCUUUGAUAGGAGAACAGAACGGGAUCAUAAGUGAAUAUCAAGGAAUAGAUGAUGAGAUCGAUGGACCCAAGGGUAAUGUAGAAGAGAUAUUGAACGUUGAGGAGAUUGAAGGUGUGGACGUACAAUGGGAUGAUGGUGCGGAGUAA